GCCGGGAGGUGACGUCACGCGCGGCGCGCCCGUCGCGCCAAGAUGGCGGCGCUGCGGCGGGUGGUGCCGGUGCUGGUGCCGGUGCUGGGCCGGGCCGGGGAGGCCGCGCUGGGGCGGCGCGGGGUGCGGGCGCUGCGGAGGAGCCCCGUCCGAGUGCUGCCGCCGCAGAAGGAGCGGGGUGCAGCGGCUGAGGCGCAGCGGAGGCCCCGGGAGCCGCCGCCGCCGCCUCCUCCAGCGGUGGAGCGGAGCGCGGCCGGGCCGGGGCUGUGGUACGAGAAGGCGGCGCCCGGUGACAAGAGGCUGGGAAAAGUGGUGACCAUCGCCAAGUCAAAGAAGUUUCGGGAUCAUCAUGGGAAAGUUCUGUUGGAGGGUCAGAGGCUGAUCAAGGAUGCUCUGGAGGCAGGAGCAGUGCUGCAGACUCUCUUCUUCAGCACUGUGGGGCACCUGAAGGAGCUGCCCGAGGCGGCGCUAAAACGAGCCAACUUAGUUAAGGUGAAAUUUGAGGAGAUUAAGAGCUGGUCUGACCUGGUGACUCCUCAGGGGCUUAUAGGGAUCUUUUCCAAGCCCGACCACACCAAGAUGUCUUACCCUGCCGCCCAGCUGAGCCGCUCUGUGCCGCUGCUCCUCAUCUGUGACAACAUCCGAGAUCCGGGGAACCUGGGGACUAUUCUGAGAUCUGCAGCAGGCGCUGGCUGCGAGAAGGUGCUGCUCACCAAAGGCUGCGUGGAUCCAUGGGAGCCCAAGGUGCUCCGCGCAGGGAUGGGCGCUCACUUCCGUCUGCCCGUCCUCGCCAACCUGGACUGGGAAUCUGUUCCCAGCAACCUUCCUGCCGGUGUCCGGGUCUGCGUGGCCGACAACAAGGACCCAGGUGCUCGGGCCGAGGCCGCGUCUGCGCCGAGGGCAGCUGGCAAGGCCAGCUCUGCUCCCGGGAAAUCCAAACCCACGUCUGCUCCGGAGCAUGAGGAUGAGGAGGGAGCGGACAAUGUCUGUGUCCCAAACCUGGCCACACAGUGUUACUAUGAGGACUGGACGCAGACUCCAGUGGCCGUGGUGAUCGGUGGGGAGACCCAUGGCCCGAGUCUGGAGGCGCUUCACCUCGCGGCCAGCACCGGGGGGAAGAGACUGGUCAUUCCCAUAGUGCCAGGCGUGGACAGCUUGAACUCCGCCAUCGCCGCGGGCAUCCUGCUGUUUGAGGGGAAGAGACAGCUGCUGCGGAGGCACCAGCGGGAGGACGAAAGGCAGACGCUUCCUGUAGUGGGAUAAACCACUGAGGUUCGGGUGCUGAAGAAGCAUCUCUUCCCUUUGGCGCGCUGUGUUGUUAAUAAAAGAGCAGCUCGUGCUGUUUGGUUUGCAGUAA
Molecule: messenger RNA, 1357 nt
Organism: Columba livia (rock pigeon)
Lineage: Eukaryota; Metazoa; Chordata; Aves; Columbiformes; Columbidae
Gene: MRM3
Product: mitochondrial rRNA methyltransferase 3
Exons: 4
Coding region: 43-1263 (406 amino acids)
Biological process (GO): RNA processing
Molecular function (GO): RNA methyltransferase activity; RNA binding
Source: RefSeq, a predicted model, not a curated record